Juglans microcarpa x Juglans regia is the source of this 1836-nucleotide messenger RNA. RefSeq names its product protein ROH1-like. The transcript has 2 exons. The coding region runs from base 298 to 1482 and encodes 394 amino acids. The record is from RefSeq and is a predicted model, not a curated record. NCBI's taxonomy places the organism in Eukaryota, Viridiplantae, Streptophyta, Magnoliopsida, Fagales, Juglandaceae.
UUUUAUUUUCUCUCUUUUUGUUUAAUUAUUCCAAAUUCGCCGGCCUUGACGCUGGGUUCGACCAACGCGAGGGGCUCAGGUCCUUCGCUUGGUUUUCAAGAUCCACUAUUCGUAAAAGUUGCCUUGUAUGUAACUUUCCUUCUUUAUACGAAGAUCUCUAUAGGCAGUCACUCCAUGCAUUUCAUUCUCCAACACCUCUAUGUUUUAUUCGCAAUAGCAUUUCUGAAACGUACUUUGGUUUGAAGUAAGGUAUAAGGUGUGAUUGUAGAUUCAUCUUGUUCUCUGAAUCUUGUGACAAUGCCCUCUACCGAUAACCAGGGUUCUUCUUCGCCUUUGGUCUCGUUUGGCCGUUCGAUUUGGAGUAUGAGGAGAGAACAGGUCCACUCCAUGGAACCUAAUCAUGAGUUCAGUGCCCAGGAAUCUGAGCUUGAAUUGUUCCAAAAACAGAUUACCGACCGUUUUCAGGAGCUGGCAGCUGUUACUCCUGAUGAGUUGCUCUCAAUUGCGUGGGUACGGAAGCUUUUGGAUGUUUUUGUCAGCUGCCAGGAGGAAUUUAGGAUUAUCUUGCUGAAAAACAAAGAAUGGGUCUCUAAACCGCCUUUGGAUCGACUGGUUGCUGAAUUCUUUGAAAGGAGUGUGAAAGCGCUUGAUAUUUGCAAUGCAACUCGUAAUGGGAUUGAGAAUAUUCGUUUGUGGCAGAAGCAUUUGGAGAUUGUUGUGUGUGCUUUGGAGUCUCAGCAGAGGGCUUUGGGUGAAGGCCAAUUGCGACGUGCAAGGAAGGCUUUGGUGGAUAUGGCACUUGCGAUGCUGGAUGAGAAAGGCUCAGGGUCAGCUUUUUCGAACAGGAAUCGGUCAUUCGGGCGACAUAACACUAGCAAAGAUCAUCAUCGUCGUCGGUCCUCAGGGGGGCAUUCUCGGUCUCUUUCAUGGAGUGUAUCUCGUUCUUGGUCUGCAUCUAAGCAACUCCAAUCAAUUGCGAACAACUUGAUCCCCCCUCGUGGGAAUGAGAUUGCGGCUACAAGUGGGCUUGCGGUCCCCCUUUUUACCAUGAGCUCUGUGCUCAUGUUUGUUUUAUGGGUUCUUGUUGCUGCAAUUCCGUGUCAGGACCGAGGUCUGAAUACUCAUUUCUCAAUCCCUCGGCAAUUCUCGUGGGGAAAUCCACUGCAAUUGCUUCAUGAGCGCAUCCUAGAGGUAUCUAAGAAGCGGGAGCACCGGAACUCGAAUGGUUUGUUGAUUGAGAUAUGUCAGGCUGAGAGAUGUGCACGCCAGAUGACUGACUUGGUAGAUAUGGUUCAGUUUCCAUUGUUGGAAGAACAGAAAAUGGAAGUUGAGCAGGGGGUACAGGAGUUGGUACUGAUUUGUAAAGCUUUUAAGGAGGGAUUGGACCCGUUGGAGCGCCAAGUGAGCCAAGUUUUCCGUAGCAUCAUGAAUUGCAGAACUGAGGGACUCGAAUUCUUCUCUAAAUCAAACAGUUUGGAGUAACUGAGACUGUUGAAUUGCCAUGGAGUUCAAAAUAUUCGGAUUUGCUAGCAAAUCAUUUAUUUAGAUACUGCCUGCCUUUCGCAAGGAGGAAGAAUGACUCAAGUGGCCAGAAACAAUAAACGAUAAGAAGGUAGCUUUCUUUAAUUUUGUUUCUUCUAUACUUUCUGUAAAGAAGAUAGUAUAUGUAUGAGAUUUUUGUUUUUUCUUUUUUGCUAUAUGGCAGUGCUCUGCGUCUUGUUUUGAUAUAGUUUCUUUCUGUCGCUUUGUAAAGUGUAAAUGUUAUGCAUUUAAUCAGUCAUGUCUGUAAUACAGCUUUUUGUUUGGUAGAUAAAGAUUCCUACUUGUUCUUGAUUA